GAAAUCAGCUGGCAAUGCGUACGUGUGUGUAAACAGCAGAACACAGAAGCCAGCUGAAGCAAUUCAGGGAAUGUAGUAUCUCCUUUUAACUUAAAGUUUCAAGUUCAAGUAGAAAAUAUUUUAAGGUUACUAUCUGCUAAUUUCAGAAUCAGUGUAAAACGUUAAUUCAGUAGUUGUACUAAAUAAAAGUUACCAGUUUAUCAAUUUUGUUUUAAAAAUACUGUUUUACUAGCAUUGCAUUUUGAAAGUAAUGAAAAGCUGAAAACUAUAAGCUAAAAUGAAUCAUCGUAUAUUUAUCAAUAGCUAUCGUACGUUUACAAAACUAUCAAAAUUUAGAUCACAACCAAAAAUCUCCUCACAUAAAUGUAAUUUCUCUGACAAACCUGUAAAAGUUGAACAAGUCGCCACUCCACUGGAGCAACAGAGUCCCCAGGAAUUGCUUAGGAAUGUUGUAUAUCCCUCUGACUUCGAUAAAAAGUUAUUGGUUUGGGGAGGUCGAUACAAGAGCGUUGAAGAUGUACCAAAAGAAAGUUACGUAUGAAGAGCUGUACCAUUGCAAAAACAAAUGCAGGAUCAAGGCGGCGAAUGGCCUGAUGGUAGCAACCGUAAUCGGGUGCCUGGUGGCCGUCUAUAUGGGGAAGCAAGCGCGUGCCAGGGGGGAAACCGUUGCAAAAAUGAAUCUAGACUGGCACAAGGAGGUCAACAGGAAAAUGGACGAAGAGGAAGAACGAAAGAGUCACCAAUCGAAAUAAUCAUGUUUGUAACCUUCAACGUUUAAAAAUAGAAUCAAAUUAAGAAUGUUUUAGAGAAAAAUAUUUAUUGAACAAUUUUGCAUGUAAUGUUCUGUACUGUUAUAAAAUAAUAAAUAGCCUAUUCUGUUUUAAAGAAAGUAUUAUUGAAAAGCUA
Molecule: messenger RNA, 906 nt
Organism: Nilaparvata lugens (brown planthopper)
Lineage: Eukaryota; Metazoa; Arthropoda; Insecta; Hemiptera; Delphacidae
Product: UPF0389 protein GA21628
Exons: 3
Coding region: 447-752 (101 amino acids)
Source: RefSeq, a predicted model, not a curated record